Messenger RNA from Mus caroli (Ryukyu mouse), 5817 nucleotides. It is a transcript of the gene Tfap2b, whose product is annotated as transcription factor AP-2 beta. Lineage: Eukaryota; Metazoa; Chordata; Mammalia; Rodentia; Muridae. Gene Ontology annotation, cellular component: nucleus. Gene Ontology annotation, molecular function: RNA polymerase II transcription regulatory region sequence-specific DNA binding; DNA-binding transcription factor activity, RNA polymerase II-specific. Gene Ontology annotation, biological process: anatomical structure development; regulation of transcription by RNA polymerase II; regulation of cell population proliferation. The record is from RefSeq and is a predicted model, not a curated record.
GUGUGUGUGUGUGUGUGUGUGUGUGUGUGUGUAUGCGUGCGCGUUGUAUCUAAGUCCUGUGUGCAAUAAUGUUUUUCUGUCUGCUGAGGCUUACUUCUCCAGCCUAUUGUUUGAGACAACAGAUAUAAGUUGCGAUGGGAGAGGAGCGUCGGAUUUGGUGUGUAUCCCCCAUUUCCAAUUAUAGAUGGAUCAUUACAGACAGCGGAGUCCUGAGAAACCAGACAUCUGCUCCUCACAUGAAUGCACUCACCUCCUAGAGACCAGGCUGCGAUCAUGCUCUGGAAACUCGUGGAGAAUGUCAAGUACGAAGACAUCUAUGAGGACCGGCACGAUGGCGUCCCAAGCCAUAGCUCGAGACUCUCUCAGCUUGGCUCUGUGUCCCAAGGACCCUACUCGAGCGCCCCGCCGCUGUCCCACACGCCAUCAUCGGACUUCCAGCCACCCUACUUUCCGCCCCCCUACCAGCCGCUACCCUACCACCAGAGUCAAGACCCGUACUCCCACGUCAACGAUCCCUACUCCCUGAACCCUCUGCAUCAGCCCCAGCAGCACCCGUGGGGGCAACGGCAACGCCAAGAAGUGGGUUCAGAAGCCGGCUCUCUCCUGCCCCAGCCCCGGGCAGCCUUGCCCCAGCUCUCCGGCCUUGAUCCCCGAAGGGACUACCACUCUGUCCGCCGGCCGGACGUGCUACUGCAUUCGGCACACCACGGCCUGGACGCCGGCAUGGGCGACAGCCUCUCGUUGCACGGCCUUGGGCAUCCCGGCAUGGAAGACGUGCAGUCAGUUGAAGAUGCCAAUAACAGCGGCAUGAACCUAUUGGACCAGUCAGUCAUUAAAAAAGUUCCUGUCCCUCCCAAAUCUGUGACUUCUCUAAUGAUGAAUAAAGAUGGCUUCUUGGGAGGAAUGUCAGUCAACACCGGCGAGGUAUUUUGCUCAGUCCCAGGCCGUUUAUCUCUACUCAGUUCAACUUCAAAGUACAAAGUUACUGUGGGCGAAGUUCAGAGAAGGCUCUCGCCCCCUGAAUGCCUCAAUGCGUCUCUCCUGGGCGGCGUCCUCAGAAGAGCCAAAUCGAAAAAUGGGGGGAGAUCCUUGAGAGAAAGGCUAGAGAAAAUCGGUUUGAAUUUACCCGCGGGCAGACGCAAAGCAGCAAAUGUCACGUUACUCACCUCACUGGUAGAAGGGGAAGCUGUUCACUUAGCUCGGGAUUUCGGGUAUAUUUGUGAAACAGAGUUUCCUGCUAAAGCCGUGUCCGAGUAUUUGAACAGACAGCACACGGACCCCAGUGACCUGCACUCCAGAAAGAAUAUGCUGCUGGCCACUAAGCAACUUUGUAAAGAAUUUACGGAUCUGCUGGCUCAGGACCGGACACCGAUCGGAAACAGCCGGCCCAGCCCCAUCCUGGAGCCGGGCAUCCAAAGCUGUCUCACGCACUUCAGCCUCAUCACGCACGGCUUCGGUGCCCCAGCCAUUUGCGCUGCGCUCACAGCCCUGCAGAACUAUCUCACCGAGGCGCUCAAAGGCAUGGACAAGAUGUUCUUGAACAACACCACUAACAGGCACACGUCUGGGGAAGGCCCAGGUAGUAAAACUGGCGACAAGGAGGAGAAACACAGGAAAUGAAAAAAAAAAAAAAUUAAAGAGAAGGAAAAUGUUUUAAAUACAAAAGGAAAACAGAAAAAAAAAUAAAUUUAGCUUUAACAUAUUGGAUUGGCUUUGGAAGAAUUAUAUUAGGUAGAAUACACAUACAAUCAAAAUUUAAAAAGAAAGCUAAAUAACGUUAAAAAAAAAUAAACUGAGGCAUACAACGGAGCAGCAAACCGGCUCUCGGUGUCUAUUUCAAGAUACACGUGGAGACAACCGUCCGGAUUUUCCACUUCGGUUCUUUCGAAUUUAGUAAUACAGAUAAUAAAGGAAAACUAUGAAUCCCCCUUUUGGAAAAUAAAACGUGAGACUAAACAUGAGAACACGCUAACUUAUUGGAAGAAAAUUGGAGAAACGUUGGUGUCAAUGCUUUUGAGAGCUGGUUGACUGAGACGCACGAACUUUUAAAUCUUUAAUUUAAAUUUUUUUUUUUUUAAAGGAAACUCUCGCACUUCGCGCCCUCCAUUUCUCCUCAUUCUCUUCACCGAAGCUUCCCUUUCUCCCUUCCUCAAAGCGAUCCCGGAAACCUGCUGGGUGAUCACGAGUGUGAUUAGCUCUCUGUUGUUAGCCCCUUCGGUAUCCAGACCGCGCCUUGCGUUCCUAACUCCCUGAGCCCAACUCCCCCACCUCCCCUCCACCCCCACCCUCACCCCGCCCCGGUGUGUUUAAUUAGGGAGGCCAAGGGUGGGGGUGGGAGACGGGCGGAGGCUCUAGCUUUUGAUCCAGGCUUGAGAGCCCAGGCUCCCGCGGCAGAGAGGAAACCGAUAAGUUGAUUCAUCAUGGUUCCUUUUAGAAAAUGUUACUAGUUUACCAGACCUGACAGCACCUGUUCACAGAGAAUAUUACAUUUGUUACACUUGUGUCAUCUAGCGGUAUAGUUUAAAAAGAAAGGAAAAGAAAGGAAAAAAAAAACCAAAACAUGAAAACUUUGAUUAGUAUGUAAUUCCUUCGGAGGGGUAUGUACCAUUGACUCUCUUCUGUUUCCCCAAGCUUUACCCGCAUGGUUUAUGAGCUUCUUCAAAGAAGACUUGGGCUUCCUACACAAUCUAUAAGGUACUGAGAAACAACAAUAACAAUCUGAUCCUUUUUAAAGUUAAAGCCUGCCUGUCAGAUUCGGCAGGUUUUACUUCUUUAAAGAAGCUCAAAGAGAAUCAUUUAGGAAGUGGCCAGUGUUGGGGGAGCGGCUUUGGAUUUCUUGCUAACACACCUCCACGCAGGAAUUCCAGCAGGGGCGGGGCACUGCAGAAUGCAUUUUAAGGGAGUCGAGUAAGGUAUCUUGCUUUGGAACCUAUAUUCUAAUGGUAUUGUCUUUACUGGAAAAAUGGAUUCCAUUUCCUUGGGCUCUUUGGGGACUGGAUGUUUUAAUGGGGGAAAGAAGUAGUUUUGCUGAUGUGUUUGGGGAAGACAGUCUAUAAACUACCAUGACUCUGUUGUUUUAUGAAUGAAAUAGUUUUCCUUCUCAGACACACAGGUAUUUUGGCAUAAAAUGGUACACACACACACACACACACACACACACAACCCAGAAACACAAGGCAAAGGGAAUGAGAUUGUAUUUCAACUUUGAAUUCCUGUCUUGAUUUAUUGGGGAUAUUCCUAAUGGAUGAGGUUCCAUGAAUUUAAUGUAUCUCUCUUCUCUUAGUCCAACUUUUUACUGUACCCCAUCUUAAUGUUACCAUGAAGUAAAACCUGCACCUUUAGCAAGUUCAGGGAGUAGAGUAUUUGAUUGGUGCACACAUUUAGUUUGGGUACACUUAUUUUUUCCCCCACCUAGACGGGAACUUUAUAAAAUCCAUUAGGAUAUAUGUUCAGAUAUUUUCUGUGAUUUACACAGUCCCUUCCCCCAGUAGUCUGGACUCUCAGUAUUCCUAGCUUUUUCAAUCCACUUUGAAGCAAGGGAAGGGGUUGAAGUUUUAGGGACCCUCUGAGGGAAUCGCUCAAAGGAUGAAGGUUGUAAAUAAAAAUUGAGGUCAGGCAACAUCUCCGCUCCUAUCUCUAGCUGCUUCUGAGCACCAUAGGUUUCCAGGACACAGCCCUAGACGAGGCUGAAAGGAGUAGAAAGGGCAGGAAAAAAAAAAUACGUUGUGUGAACUAUAGACUCUCAUCUUUCCUCAGUUUAGAAGCCCACCCCAUUUGUCCAAGAACCUGGACGCUUGCAUUAGUUGAAUUCUGAUUGCACGAGACCAGCAGAAAACACAUUGAAAAACAUCGUCUCCUUUCCUUGCAGGGCAACGCGCCCCACGCGUGUGACAUCGAGAGACGCGAUGGAUGCGCCUUGCUCUUACUGUGCAGGUCCUGGGAACACGUGGGCCACUAAAGCCCAGUGGUGUUGAGGACAUAGAAUCAGCAGCUGCUGGGGGCGCGAGCCUUACUGGCCCUUCUUGCUCUCGCCCUCACCCUAAGGGCUAAGGCAGCGGAGAAGGGCCGGUUCCGGAGUAGGUAAAGGGGCGGCGCCCCACUGGCUGCUGCGGGGGGAGGGAUCCCAGAGCUCUGUAAAGCCAUUUUGCCGCGAGCGGUCACUAGGGGCUCUACUCUCAGAGACCUUGUAGCUUGGAAAAGUCCAUGGAAUUUGAAACUUCCAUGUGUUCUUUAUUGCCAGGAAGUGUGGACAUUGUUUUAAUUGCCUGAAGUGUGGACAUGAAAUAAGAACUGUCAUUCUUGGGUAGGUAGGCUCCCUUAGAUGCCCUGAUGUUUCUGUGAGCAUCAGCGAAGGGGCAGCUAGGUAGACCUGGCUUGAGGUUUCCCUCCCCCAUCUCCGGGGUUGUCUUCUGUUUCUGUUCUUUUUCUCUCUCUUCACGUCGGACCUUUCGCCCCCAUGCUUUCCUUAGCCAAGCCGGCUACAUUUAUCUGAUAAUUGAGUUAUUAAAAGAUUUGGUUUCCUUGGAUUUAUAAAUCAAUAAACAGUAGGAUUAACGCAAGAGUUUGCCUUUUAAGUCAAGGAAAAACGUUUAAGGCCAGGCCCUUUGAAUUUUGUUUUCAAACCAAACAGGUGAGUUACAGUCCUAUACUCUCCCCUGCACUCUGUAGAUGGCUUAUCUUAUCUAGGCCCGCUCCCACCACCCCCAAGCCCUACCAAAUGCGCUGGGUUCCAAAACCAAAUAGCUAAAGUCUGAAGAGUAAGCCCGUGACUGCUGGAGUUCCCCCAAGGUCCUUGGAGCCCCUUCUUUUUGAAUCAAGCAUUCUCCUACUUUUAUUCUGAGUCUCGAGGAGGAGUUUGUUCCAAGGUGAGGUUUCCCUCUCCAGAGACCUUUAAUUUUCAUCCCAACUAUGAAGUAACUUUCUUUUCUUCUUUUCACCACUUAUCUUGCAUCCCCCCCCCCCACUUCCCCACUUGCCUGCCCAAAACCUACUCCUUCAUCCAUAGCUUUCUCCACCCCCAUAUAAAGAGCUCAACAGGCUUUUGAAGAUCCGACUUUUGUUGGCAUUGGCCAGGAACUUUCUCUUAAGCAAUUAUUUCAUAACUUUUGAAAACUGGUCGAAUGGAAAACCCCAACCUUCCAAGUUUUCUACACACUUCCUUCAUGGUUACAAGACCCCUCCCUAGUUAGAGUAUUGAUAGAAAAUUCGUCACCAUACCUGAUAUCCUGUACUUGUAAUACAUUCUGUGGGAAGGAACUGAUGACCUUAAACCAUCAGACUCUGCCUCAAGUGCUCAGAGAAACAAGAGCUUCCCUCCUUUGCUGAUAUACAUUAAAUUAUUGGUAAAAGAAAAAAACAGAAGUAUUGGAUUGUUUUCUUAAAAAGAAAAACAAAACAAACAAACAAACAAAACCAACGGGGUGAACACCAUUUCUUCUUUAAUGCCAAAACUGAUUCUCUUUUUGUUGGCCUUUAAUUCAGUACCAUUUGUUUUGACCACCCAGUCAAGAGGUAACAACGGCCUCUUCUCAAGAGCACUCUGGAGGGUAUCUGUGUUAAGUUUGUAUAUAUUUAUUUAUGCUUAAUUUAAUGGGAAUGUGUAAAUAUGAUGAGCAAGUAGUUUGGGAUUAUUUAUCUGUGACUCUAUACCUCUGUGAAUGGGUGGUUUAAAAGAAAAAAGAACCGCUUGACCCUAGCUAGAAUCCUAUUUGAAUUCUUCUGUUCUUUAUAGACAAGCUGUUAUGGUAUUGGGUAGAAAUUGGUUUAUUGUCCAGUGUUAAUCUGAUUUACAUAAAUAAAAAAGAUUGUUGUGUUUUU